GAUACAUAGGCUACUUUGUUACCCCCUGAAUGUGCAACUUGAAACGGGACUUUAUCUUGACAUCUGUUCGGUGGCAACAGCAAUGCGUCGCAGUCUUUCUGCUGCCUUCUCAUAAUUGGCUGAACAAGCAGUGAUGCUCCAUCCACCGCUAACCUUGCCCUGGACCAAAGAGAGGAAAGCUUGAGGAGCGCGCGCAUCAGGACGUCAAAACGCUAAUAACAGAACAGGUGGAAUUUGCAGCGUUUCUACGAUUCUCUCUCAACUGGGAACAUGUUUUCCCACACCAUGUCUGUCAGAAUUGGGAAGGAAUGUCACCAAUGAAUAUCUGUCAAAGAAUUGACUGAAAACACCGCGAGUCUCUUGUAGCCGUCUUGGCUAUCAGCUUCAGCUUCUGACUCCGUGUAUAGUAGCUCACCCGUCAACUGAAAGGACGAUACACGGACCCUACUAUCAUGCCCGCAGAAGUCAACGACCCUGAGAGCAUUUUGAGCUACCAGAGGGCAGAUGAGGAAGUGGUAGUGGACCAAGGAGGAACCAGCUCAGUCCUCAACAUCCACUAUGAGAAGGAGGAGCUAGAGGGCCACAGGACUCUGUUUUUGGGGGUGAGUAUGCCCAUGGGUAGACAGAGCCACCGCCACCACCGCCCCCAUGGCUCACGCCACCGCAAGAAGGACAGGAGGGCAGGGAAUGCUACGCAGCAGGACGAGGAGGGAGAGGGGGCCUCAGCCUCUCAUGACACUCCAUCCCAGCGUGUCCAGUUCAUUCUGGGGACAGAGGAGGAUUCUGAACAUGUGGCCCACGAGCUCUUCACUGAGCUGGAUGAGAUCUGUGUCAAAGAGGGCAAGGACGCAGAGUGGAAAGAAACUGCCAGGUGGUUGAAGUUUGAGGAGGACGUGGAGGAUGGAGGAGAGAGGUGGAGUAAGCCUUAUGUGGCCACGCUGUCCCUCCACAGCCUGUUUGAGCUGCGUAGCUGCCUCAUCAACGGCAGUGUACUGCUGGACAUGCAGGCCAACACCAUCGAGGAGAUCGCAGAUAUGGUGUUGGACCAGCAAGAGGCGUCCCAUGAGCUGGACGACAGUGUGAGGCUGAAGGUAAGGGAGGCCCUGCUGAAGAGACACCACCACCAGAACGAGAAGAAGAGGUCAGGCCAUCACCAGCUCAUCCCUGACAUGGUGCGCUCAUUUGCCGAUGCCGGACGCAAGCACUCUGAACCCCACAUGGACAAGAGCGGUCCAACUGUCUCCCCCCAGCCUCCCCCCACCAACAUAGAGGUAAAAAAUGGAGCCAACCACGACAACAGCCAAGUGGACCUUAGCAAGGUGGACAUGCACUUCAUGAAGAAGAUUCCUACAGGAGCCGAGGCCUCUAACGUCCUGGUGGGAGAGCUGGACUUCCUGGAGAGACCUGUGGUGGCCUUCGUACGCCUCUCCCCUGCCGUACUGCUCACUGGCCUCACUGAGGUCCCCAUACCCACCAGGUUCAUGUUCAUCCUCCUGGGCCCAGACGGAAAGGCUCAGCAGUACCACGAGAUUGGCCGCUCCAUGGCAACCAUCAUGACUGACGAGAUUUUCCAUGAUGUGGCAUAUAAAGCUAAGGACCGCAGUGACCUGCUGGCUGGUAUAGAUGAGUUUCUGGAUCAGGUAACCGUUCUGCCCCCCGGGGAGUGGGACCCUUCCAUCCGCAUCGAGCCCCCCAAGAGUGUCCCCUCUCAGGAGAAGCGGAAAAUUCCAGGGAUGCCCAAUGGUACGACCUGCCCUGUGGAAGAGGAGUUUCAUGCAGAACAUCAUGGUCCUGAGCUCCAGAGAACAGGAAGAUUGUUUGGGGGUCUGAUCCUGGACAUUAAGCGGAAGGCUCCGUUCUAUCUGAGUGACUACAAAGAUGGGUUGAGUCUUCAGUGUGUUGCCUCCUUCCUCUUCCUCUACUGCGCCUGCAUGUCCCCAGUCAUCACCUUCGGAGGCCUGCUGGGGGAGGCUACGGAGGGACGCAUUAGUGCCAUUGAGUCUCUGCUGGGAGCAUCCAUGACAGGAGUGGCCUACUCUCUGUUUGCUGGUCAGCCUCUCACCAUCCUGGGUAGCACAGGCCCUGUCCUCGUCUUUGAGAAGAUCCUCUUCAAGUUCUGCAAGGACUAUGACCUGUCCUACCUGUCUCUGAGGACCUGUAUCGGCCUGUGGACGGCCUUCCUGUGUCUCGUCCUGGUGGCCACAGAUGCCAGCUCCCUGGUCUGCUACAUCACCCGCUUCACAGAAGAAGCCUUUGCUUCCCUUAUCUGCAUCAUCUUCAUUUACGAGGCUCUGGAGAAGCUCAUCCACCUGGGGGAACACUACCCCAUCAACACCCACAGCGACCUGGACAAGCUCACCCUGGCAUACUGUCGGUGUGCAGAGCCUGAUAACCCCAGUAAUACAACCCUGGAGCUAUGGAGUCAGAAAAACAUCACUGCUUCUGCUGUGCCUUGGGCCAACCUUACUGUCAAGGAGUGCAUAGAUCUGCAAGGCCACUUUGUGGGUACAGCUUGUGGACACCAUGGCCCCUACACCCCUGACGUACUCUUCUGGUCGGCCAUCCUCUUCUUCGCCACUGUCUUCAUGUCAGCGUUCCUCAAAGAGUGUAAGACCAGCCGCUAUUUCCCCACCAGGGUGCGGUCCAUGAUCAGUGACUUUGCGGUCUUUAUCACCAUUGUAUUUAUGGUCAUGCUUGACUUCCUGAUUGGAAUCCCCUCGCAGAAGCUGCAGGUGCCCAGCAACUUUAAGCCCACCCGAGAUGACCGUGGUUGGUUGAUCAACCCGAUAGGUCGAAACCCGUGGUGGACAGUCCUGGCUGCAUCCAUCCCUGCUCUGCUCUGCACCAUCCUCAUCUUCAUGGACCAACAGAUCACCGCUGUCAUCAUCAACCGCAAGGAGCAUAAACUACUGAAGGGCUGUGGCUAUCACCUGGACCUGCUGAUGGUGGGGGUGAUGCUGGCUGUGUGCUCCAUUAUGGGCCUGCCCUGGUUCGUGGCAGCCACCGUGCUCUCCAUCUCCCACGUCAACAGCCUGAAACUGGAGUCAGAGAGCUCGGCCCCCGGGGAACAGCCCCGCUUCCUGGGCAUCAGAGAGCAGAGGCUCACAGGCCUGGUCAUCUUCCUACUGAUGGGCCUCUCUGUCUUCAUGACUGGGGCUCUGCAGUUCAUUCCCAUGCCUGUCCUGUAUGGAGUAUUUCUCUACAUGGGAGCCUCAUCUUUGAGGGGGAUACAGUUUUUUGACCGUCUAAAGUUAUUUGGUAUGCCAGCCAAGCACCAGCCAGACUUCAUCUACCUGAGACACGUUCCCCUGAGGAAGGUGCACCUGUUCACCAUCACCCAGCUCACCUGCCUGGCCCUGCUCUGGAUCAUUAAAACCUCCAAGGCUGCCAUUGUCUUCCCCAUGAUGGUUCUGGCUCUAGUGUUCAUCCGUAAGUUGUUGGACCUUUGCUUCACUAAGAGGGAGCUGAGUUACCUGGAUGACAUAAUGCCUGAGAGCAAGAAGAAACAACUGCAUGACGCCUCCAAGAAUGUUGACAUUGAGCAGGAUGAGGAGAUUCUGGGUACAGCAGUAGAGGAUAAGACCUCAGUCCAUAUCCCCAUGGAGAGCAGCAAGCUCCUGCAGUUCCCCAAAACACACGACCCCAGGUGUGACCCUUCUGAUAUUAACAUAUCUGAUGAGAUGUCUAAAACCACCGUAUGGAAAUCCCUCAACGCCAACCAAAAGGACAGUCGCAUGGGGGCUGCUAAGAAGGAUUGAAAUUGAAGGUCUGGAAUUUAUAGAUCAGUGAGAGUGGAACCAGAUGACUACAGAGGCUGUGAGCUACACUUCAAUAAGCCAGACCCAUAGGUCAUAGAGCAUUUCUAAUGCCCCCUUGUGUUUUGGCUCAUACACAUCUUUAACCCAAACACCUCCUCUACAAUACCGACCCCAAGACCCCAAGAUUCCUAACGGCUGCUCUCAUACACCCCCAACACACACACAUUCCCUCAAACAACCACAACCACAACAACA
Oncorhynchus mykiss (rainbow trout) is the source of this 4013-nucleotide messenger RNA. RefSeq names its product solute carrier family 4 member 8 (gene slc4a8). Gene Ontology annotation, cellular component: plasma membrane. NCBI's taxonomy places the organism in Eukaryota, Metazoa, Chordata, Actinopteri, Salmoniformes, Salmonidae. Gene Ontology annotation, biological process: regulation of intracellular pH; bicarbonate transport; transmembrane transport. Gene Ontology annotation, molecular function: solute:inorganic anion antiporter activity; sodium:bicarbonate symporter activity; monoatomic anion transmembrane transporter activity. The record is from RefSeq and is a predicted model, not a curated record.